AUGUCCGAUGUCCGCCUCGACAAGCGACUAGAGUCUCAGCUAGAUGCUUUCAGAAAGAAAGUAGAUGCAGAUGCGAACGAGGUUAUCCUGCACGCAUUCCCAUCCAAGAUUAUUGAACUGCAGCAGCUCAUAGUGGAUAGCGAUGCAGAAUCCUCGCCCUUCCAUUCGUCUCACGGGACCUCACACACCGACUCCACUGUCUACCCUCCCUCAUCAGCCUCUGAGGUGUCUGGCCCUGAUAGCAAGAAACGCAAACUCGACCAUGACCCGUCUUCUAUGAAUGGUUUCGGCGCCGACUCCGGUUCUCCUCGCUUCACACAGCGCAUGCUCGCAAAUCAACACCUACAAGCAGUACACACCAUUGUCAAGGAUCAGUGUACGGAGAUAUCAUUGCUAUGUGACAAGGUUAAACUCUGGGUGAACCUCACUAUGCCCAAGAUCGAAGAUGGCGACAAUUUCGGGGUACAGAUUCAAGAAGAGGUCUUGAACGAGCUACAUCGCUCUCAGGAGAGCGCCAUCAAUAUGCGAGACGUCGCGCGUCAGUCGCACUUGAAUCGUGCUAAGAUCUGUUCGAAAAUAAUCAAGUACCCAAAUGUCGAGGACUACGCUCUUGCGUUAGAGGAGCAUGACGAGCGUCAGUUAUACCUCGCACGGCAAAAUAUCCGUGAUCUGCGCAAUAUAUACGCAGUGCUCACGGACAUCAUACACAAGAAUCUCGCGAAACUUCGCGCACCGAAGGGCAACAAUGCUGUCGGCCUGUACUGA
Molecule: messenger RNA, 765 nt
Organism: Peniophora sp. CBMAI 1063
Lineage: Eukaryota; Fungi; Basidiomycota; Agaricomycetes; Russulales; Peniophoraceae
Source: the annotation of a GenBank genome assembly